AUUCGUUGUCCAACAAAUUGAGGCAAGUCGUUCUCGAUAGCUGUGGAUACGGUAUUUUUGUUGAAUGUCAGCGAACAAUCAGCGAUAUCUCCCUUCCUAAAAAAAUAGAGAGUCUUGCCCACAGCGUUGGUUGGAUGUCUGCCUGUCAAAUCGUUUCGGUGCCAACAUUGACGGAACUUGGCAUUUUUAUAUACGAAAAGAACAAUCAGAAACGUUUUAAUAAUCUUAUUGAAAAUAUCACCUAUCUUAAAAAUGACAUCUGGGUGUAUGUUCGCUACCUCCAGACCGGACAGAUUGAAAAAAAACUUAUCUCAAAGAACGUGCAAAUUCUUGGUAGGCUUCGUACUGGAAUCUCAAUUUCUAUCUUGGAAAACUUUGAAAAUGGUUCAAGUGCAUGGAGUGAUAACCUUUUAAUUGUGAAGCUUAAAGCUUGUGCUGGCGGUCGAUAUAUUGUAACCGCAGGAUCAGGAGACAAUGCUAUUGUGUUUAAGACAAAGUUGCAAACUGGCUUUAAAGAUCGUGCGAUACAGA
Molecule: messenger RNA, 531 nt
Organism: Funneliformis mosseae
Lineage: Eukaryota; Fungi; Glomeromycota; Glomeromycetes; Glomerales; Glomeraceae
Source: the annotation of a GenBank genome assembly